Trifolium pratense (red clover) is the source of this 1873-nucleotide messenger RNA. RefSeq names its product mannan endo-1,4-beta-mannosidase 6-like. The record is from RefSeq and is a predicted model, not a curated record. Gene Ontology annotation, molecular function: hydrolase activity, hydrolyzing O-glycosyl compounds. The coding region runs from base 126 to 1502 and encodes 458 amino acids. The transcript has 5 exons. Lineage: Eukaryota; Viridiplantae; Streptophyta; Magnoliopsida; Fabales; Fabaceae.
CAAAGCUAGCUGCAGUUAAACUUCAUCUCAACUUGCACACUACUCUUUUGUCUUUCAUGUGUCAAUUACAAACAAACAAUGAUCACUAAUAUAUAUUAUGACAAUGUGGUCUAGCUACUCUUAUUAUGGAACCACUCAAGGGAUUUCGAUUAUGUCUUAUUUCCAUUCUCCUUUUUCUCACUACUCUUAUUACUCAAACCUUAAGCUCAACUGAGUUUGAUGACAGUGAAUAUAAAGAUUGGGAAAGCUAUACUGAUCAUAUACCAAAUUCCAUCUUAACUUAUGGGAGUGAAAUGGAGGAGGAAGCUGAAUGGCAGAUGGUACAAAAGAAAGGAAACCAAUUUAUAGUGAAUGAGCAACCUUUCUAUGUAAACGGAUUCAACACUUAUUGGUUGAUGGUAUUUGCCGCGGAUGAGUCCACAAGAGGAAAGGUCACUGAUGUGUUCAAACGUGCAUCCUCGGUUGGUAUGACAGUUUGUAGAACAUGGGCUUUCAAUGAUGGCCAGUGGAGAGCUCUUCAGAAAGCUCCGUCACUUUAUGAUGAACAAGUAUUCAAGGCCCUUGAUUUUGUUGUGAGUGAAGCAAAGAAAUACAGAAUCAGGCUCAUAUUAUCUUUGGUUAACAAUUGGGAAUCAUAUGGUGGCAAAGCACAGUAUGUCAAGUGGGGCAAUGCUGCUGGCCUUAAUUUGACCUCUGAUGAUGAGUUUUUUUCACAUCCAACUCUCAGAGGAUAUUACAAGGACCAUGUAAAGAUGGUGCUAAAUAGAGUUAACACAUUCACAAAUAUCACUUAUAAGGAAGAUCCAACAAUAUUUGCUUGGGAACUAAUGAAUGAACCUCGAUGCACCUCUGACUCCUCAGGUGACAAGUUACAGGAAUGGAUUAAAGAGAUGGCGUUCUAUGUUAAGAGCGUUGAUCCAAAACACCUAGUGGAGAUUGGCCUAGAAGGAUUUUAUGGACCUUCAACACCUCAAAGAUUUCAGUUCAACCCAAAUUCAUAUGCUCAACUGGUUGGAACUGAUUUUAUCAGAAACCACCAGGUUCUAGGUGUCGACUUCGCUUCUGUUCACAUAUAUCCAGACUCUUGGAUUUCACAAUCAGUUGGUGAUAGCCAUAUACCAUUUGUGAAGUCUUGGAUGGAAGCCCACAUAGAGGAUGCUGAAAAGUAUCUUGGAAUGCCGGUUGUUUUUGGUGAGUUUGGUGUAUCUGCAAAAGAUCCUGGGUAUAAUUCAACGUAUAGAGAUACACUUAUAAAUACUGUGUACAAGACAAUUCUAAACUCUACAAAGAAAGGAGGCAGUGGUGCUGGAAGCCUUUUGUGGCAGCUGUUUCCUGAUGGAACGGAUUAUAUGGAUGACGGUUAUGCAAUUGUUCUCUCAAAAGCUCCUUCUACUUCAACCAUGAUUGCCCUUCAAUCCACAAGGCUUGCCCUAUUCAACUCCCUCUGCUCUCAGAGAUGCCACUGGAGUUGUAAGAAGAAAAAAAGUACUAUAUCAGGAUGAUGACCUUGCAAGAGGGUCAGCUUCAGUUUGAAAACUAUGGAACCAUUGGAACAACUAAAGUGAAGAGUGAACAUUUUAAUAUGGGGAUUCACAGUGACAUUCUGUUUAUGUAAUUGUGUUGAUGCCAAUAGUGUAGUCACUUUAUAUAUAUGCUUUGACUUGAUCAUGUGGCAAUUAGUGCAAAAAUAAGCUAGCAUUUUAGGGUGGUGAUAAUAACUAGUUUGAAAGCCAUAUAAGCACAAUUUCGUGUAGAAAAGAAAACUACCCAAAUGACAUUGCCAUGUAGAAUUGAAUGCAUAAUCAGGUGUUUGUCAAAAAAAAAAAAUGGCAUCAGGUGUCAAUACUAAAUUCAAUCCACUCAUUUUGUUUAA